GGGCGGAGCCACCGGUAUUCACUUCCUGGAUGUGCUCUGUUGCCAACACUGGUGCACAAUGAAAAUGCUCACUUUACUGAUUUUAUUGUCAACGGUCCUGUCAGCUGGCAGUAUUAACAUCGACGAUAACGCAGGGCGAUUCUUCAACAGUGGUCAUACUAACAACUGGGCUGUACUGGUGUGUACAUCCAGGUUCUGGUUCAACUACCGUCAUGUGGCUAAUACUCUGUCUGUAUACAGAAGUGUCAAGAGGCUGGGCAUCCCUGACAGCCACAUAGUGCUGAUGCUGGCUGAUGACAUGGCAUGUAACCACAGAAACCCCAAACCUGCCACGGUUUUUAGCCACAAGAACAUGGAGCUAAAUGUUUAUGGUGAUGAUGUGGAGGUGGACUACAGAGGAUAUGAGGUAACAGUGGAGAACUUCCUGCGAGUUUUGACUGGAAGGCUUCCACCAAGUACUCCACGAUCCAAACGUCUUCUCUCUGAUGACAGGAGCAACAUCCUUAUAUACUUGACAGGUCAUGGCGGGAAUGGUUUUCUGAAGUUCCAGGACUCUGAGGAGAUCAGUAAUGUUGAACUGGCUGAUGCGUUUGAGCAAAUGUGGCAGAAAAGAAGAUACAAUGAGCUGCUCUUCAUCAUUGACACAUGCCAGGGCGCCUCCAUGUACGAGAGAUUCUACUCUCCAAAUCUUAUGGCUUUGGCCAGCAGUCAAGUUGGAGAGGACUCCCUCUCGCACCAGCCAGAUUUGGCCAUAGGGGUCCAUCUGAUGGACCGUUACACAUUCUACCUGCUGGAGUUCCUGGAAGACAUCCAUCCUGCGAGUAAAACCAACAUGAAUGACCUGUUCAAGGUGUGUCCCAAAAGUCAAUGUGUGUCCACUCCAGGCCACCGUACCGACCUGUUCCAGAGGGACCCGGGAAGUGUCCUGGUCACGGAUUUCUUUGGUAGCGUUCGCAAAGUGGAGAUCACCAUGGAAACCAUCAACAUGACUAGUCCCAUCAUGCACUCGAAUGAUAAUGUUGCAAAUGGAGAGCUGCAAAAAGAAACUUACUCAUACUCAGACCAGCUGCCGGUGUCUGAAAUCAUCCAUCAGAAACCAAAGCAGAAAGACUGGCACCCUCCUGAUGGCUUCAUCCUGGGCCUGUGGACUCUAAUCCUCCUGGUGUUUUUCAAGACGUACGGCAUCAAACACCUCAAACACAUCUUCUGAGGCCUUUUAAGGCAUUUACGCUGCUGGAAAUCUGAAGACAUGACGCUGCAGACCAGGAGCUGUUGCUAGAGGGGAGGAAGGUUCGGUUUGUGACAGGCUUGUUUACCUGAAAAA
Solea senegalensis (Senegalese sole) is the source of this 1324-nucleotide messenger RNA. It is a transcript of the gene pigk, whose product is annotated as phosphatidylinositol glycan anchor biosynthesis, class K. Gene Ontology annotation, molecular function: GPI-anchor transamidase activity. Gene Ontology annotation, cellular component: GPI-anchor transamidase complex. Lineage: Eukaryota; Metazoa; Chordata; Actinopteri; Pleuronectiformes; Soleidae. The coding region runs from base 59 to 1210 and encodes 383 amino acids. Gene Ontology annotation, biological process: attachment of GPI anchor to protein; protein localization to cell surface; proteolysis. The record is from RefSeq and is a predicted model, not a curated record. The transcript is spliced from 11 exons.